Molecule: messenger RNA, 2677 nt
Organism: Myxocyprinus asiaticus (Chinese sucker)
Lineage: Eukaryota; Metazoa; Chordata; Actinopteri; Cypriniformes; Catostomidae
Product: U1 small nuclear ribonucleoprotein A-like
Exons: 7
Coding region: 93-938 (281 amino acids)
Biological process (GO): mRNA splicing, via spliceosome
Cellular component (GO): U1 snRNP
Molecular function (GO): U1 snRNA binding
Source: RefSeq, a predicted model, not a curated record
CGGGUUUUCAGGCGGAUGUUGCGCGCUCUUUAUCCCCUUUAUUUAGUUGUAGCAAGUUUCUCACUGUAUGGAUUGGAGCUUGUUUAAUAAUCAUGGCUGGCCAGGAGAUGCGUCUAAACCACACUAUUUACAUCAACAAUUUGAAUGAGAAGAUAAAAAAAGAUGAACUGAAGAAGUCGCUUUAUGCUAUAUUCUCCCAGUUUGGACAAAUCCUGGAUAUCCUUGUUUCCCCUGCACUGAAAAUGAAGGGUCAAGCCUUUGUGAUCUUCAAGGAGAUCAACAGUGCUUCCAACGCACUCCGCUCCAUGCAGGGCUUUCCAUUUUAUGAUAAACCUAUGCAUAUUCAGUAUUCAAAGCAGGACUCUGAUAUCAUUGCAAAGAUGAAGGGUACGUUUAUGGAGCGGGAUCGUAAGAAAGAGAAGAAAAAGCCUAAAGGCCCUGAUGCAACUGCUGGGAAAAAGAGUACUUCUGCUGCCACACCUGCUAUGGCUGGAGUACAUGCAGCCGUGCCUGGAAUGCCACCCAUGAGUCAAGCCCCUCGCAUGAUGCCAAUGCCUGGUCAGCCUCCCUACAUGCCUCCACCUGGUAUGAUGCCACCACCUGGCAUGGGACCUGGACAGAUGCCACCUGGUGCCAUGCCACCAGGGCAGAUGAUGCCAGGUCAAAUGCCAGGCCAGAUGCCUCCACAGGUUUCAGAAAACCCUCCCAACCACAUCCUGUUUCUUACCAAUCUCCCAGAGGAGACCAACGAACUUAUGCUGUCCAUGCUUUUCAACCAGUUCCCUGGAUUCAAAGAGGUUCGUCUCGUCCCUGGUCGUCACGAUAUCGCCUUUGUGGAGUUUGACAAUGAGGUGCAGGCGGGUGCAGCCAGAGAAGCACUGCAAGGGUUUAAGAUCACACAGAGCAGUGCUAUGAAAAUCUCCUUUGCCAAGAAAUAACUUCUUUGUGCACACUAACACUCACACAUACAUGCAGCUCCUACGACAGAUGGCAGUUCCACAGGCCUGCGUUAAAUGCAUUUUUAAUUGAUGUAUAUCCAGAAAAGGAAAGUAAAUUUGCGUUUUAUUUUAAAAUAACAUGCCUAGCCUUGCCACAGUUAUUUUAGUUUUAUAUUUGACAAUACAAAUUUAGCAGUGGGGGAAGAUUAAUUUUCAUCUUUACAUUUUUUUUGUUGUCUUUCUCUCUUCUCUGAGAGGAUCGGCUUUGGUGAAUUUUGUAAGUAUGUUGGAUUUUUUUUUUUUUUUUUUUUACUGAUUCUUGAAAAGCAUUGCACCCAGAGUCUGGUUCCCAGACAUUGUACCUGGAGCUUUAGUGUUUUUCAUUAAAUUACAUUGUUUUACAUAUUGUAUUUUGCAUUUUGUCUUGUUCAUUGCUCGUUUCACUUGGGACUCAAUAUUUUGGUUUUGGACACAACAUACAGAACAUUUAAGGAAUCUUCAGUUGAGAAUAGGACAAUUUAUAGCUGAAGUGAGUAACUUUUUCGACGUUAAAGUACUAAAUACUUCAACUCUAAGUAAGCCUCUCAUAGGUUGAAUUCCUCAAAAACAGUUAACAUUGUCUCUUUGGCACUAGUCCAAAAAGUUAAAUUUUUGUGGAGGAUCAUGGAGGAUUAAGAUGCCAUGUAGCAAAACGUUUUGUGGUCCGAUGAGACAAAAACCUUUAACUUUUUGGACUGAACUCUAAGCGCUAUACAACCAAACUCAGUACACCACCCAAAACGUAUCCCUAUUGUGUAGCAUGGUGGUGGCGACAUUAUAUUGUGGAGUAUUUUUCUUCAGCUGGGACUGGGCAGCUGGUCAGGAUUGAAGAAAAUGGAUGUUUCCAUGUACAUCCAGAUUCUUGAGGAAAAUCUGCUGCCCUCUGUUCGACAACUGAAGAUAGGCAGGGAGUUCACCUUUCAGUACAACAAUGACCCUAAAAACAACGGCAAAGAAAAAACAACACAGUGGCUUAAAGGAAUAGUUCACCUUAAAAUUCUCUCUCUUACUCACCCUCAUGCCAUCCCAUAUAUGUAUGACUGACUUUAAUCUGCUGAACACAAAGAUUUUUAGAAUUAAUAUUUCAGCUCUGUAGAUCCAUACAAUGCAAGUGAAUGGGUACCAAAAUGUUGAAGCUCCAAAAAACACAUAAUGGCAGCAUUUGACAACUUGAAAAUUUCUGCAAGAAAGAAUGGUGAAAUAUUCCCCAAUCUAGGUGUGUGUAGCUAGUAGAAAAAUAUCCAAAAAAGACUGGUGGCUGUUAUUAAAAUAAAAGGGAGCUCUACUAAGUAUUAAAUUAUAUUGCAGUUAUAAUUUCCCUUGAAACUUAAUGGUUCACAAAGAUGUCAGUUAUUGGUUUGUGUCUUUAGUGUGUGACCACACAUUACUGAUGUUCUCAGUAACCGUCUACAUCCAAAUUGGCUUAUGGACAUAGGGACGACCACUCUUCUGAUAUCAAACACUCAAAAAGCAUCGCAGUGCGACUGUGUAAAAAUGUAAGUAGGUCAUUCCUUCAUGUUUUGAGAGUAACUGUAUGUGACACUCACUGUAGGUGGUAAGAUUAAUGUUAUUUGUUCAUGUUGCAUUAGUUUGUUUACCUUGUUGCAUUGAAACUGUUGAUUUGAAUGUAUAUUUCCAAAACCUCAAGAUUACAAAUGCGCAUUAUUAAUAAAUGGGAACGUUUCCCUAUGGAAGUGAAA